ACACAUUGCUGGAUCUCAAAGUCUGAAGAGAUUGCAGUCAGAUUUUUUAGAGUUAAGUCACUCAGUCAGUAUAUUGUACUAUACCCACCCCCCCACCUCACAUCUAAUGUUUAUUAUAUGUAACACAUUAAGUGGACCCCACAUCACUAAUUUUCAAUUCCAUGGCUGCUUUUGCUUAUCUUCCAUUCACUAAGAAAAUUGCAGAAAAAAAGGGUUUUCAUUCUUGUGUGUGUCCCCUCAUUGACUCUUUUCAUAACCAAACACAAAAAACACCAAAAGUGUUUGGUUUAAUUAUGCACCAAAAUACAACCAAGUUAGAGUAUUCAACACUUCAUGUCACACAUCUUAUUCUAUCCUUUUUAUUUAUAUAUCUAUAAGCCCUAGCUAAGAUAUAGUAUAAUUCAACUUCAUAUCAUAUAGCUUUUGAUUAUAAUUUCUUUAUAUAUAAACAACUAGGGUUUUGUGAUCUUUGUAUCAAUGGAACAGGAUCAAUGUUGGAUACAAUUACAAACAAAGAGAAAGUACUCAAUGAGUAAUUCAAAUCUUGUUAACCCUUCUUCUUCUUCUUGUUAUGGUGAUUCAUGGGAAGAACAAGCUUUUGCUGAAGAUGCAGCUGGAGUUUCACUUGGUGGAUGUAUAUGGCCACCAAGAUCAUAUUCUUGUAGCUUUUGUAGAAGAGAGUUUAGAUCAGCACAAGCAUUAGGUGGUCAUAUGAAUGUUCAUAGAAAAGAUAGAGCAAGAUUAAAAGAAUCUUCUUCUAGUCCACAAAAUGAAAAAAUUCUUUAUCAUCAUCAUCAUCAUGAACUUGAUCAAAAUCAUCUUCAAAAGCCAAUUAUUCGAAGUGCUAAUUCUUUGGCUUAUAAUAACUUAUUCCCUAAUUCUCCUCUUUGUGGUUUGGUUUAUAAAACUAAUAACCCUAAUUAUGAUCUUGAUCAUUUUGUUGCUUCAACUUCAUCACCCUCACCUUCUAAAGCUUUAUUAAGAGAUGAAACCCUAAUUCCAUUUUAUGAUUCUUCUAUUCCUCAUAAGAUGAUUUCUCCUCUUAAUUCUUCUGAAUCGUGGCGGAAUUUAUCUGCGGAUGAUAGAUUAUGCUCAACAAAUUUUCAAAUUGAAGUUGAUAAUAUUCAUGAAAAAGUCUCCAAGGGAAUUAUGGAUUCUACGUUUAGAGGUAAAGGAGGUAACAAUGAUGAUGAUGAAAGUGAUGUAGCUAUGAGCUUGAAUUUGGUUUUGUGUAGAGCUAAUCCAUUUGUGGAAUUUGAAAGUACUAAGAAGGAAGAAGAUUUAAAUUGUAAGAAGAGGAAGAAAAUAGAUUAUUCCACAAAUCUAUUAUUCUCAAAGUCAAGUUCUUUUGAUAGACACCAACUUAUGCAAGCAAACAUGUUUGAGCUUAACCCUAAUUCCAUUGAUGAGCUAGAUCUGGAGUUAAGACUUGGUACAAAGUCCAAGGUAUAGUUUAGUAGCAUAUAUAAAGAAAAUUCUUCAAUUUUCUUAAUGAAUAUAGAUUUUUCUUCACUUAUAUGUUCAUAGUUUGUUUUGUUGUUUGUUUAUUUAUUUUUCUUAAUUUUCUUUACCCUAGAAGAGUACAAGGAAGCUUUUCAUCAUGUUUGAUUUGUUUUUUUCUAGAGGGUUCAGUUUCAGAUAUCUGCAAAGUUGUAUGUCAUGAUAACAUUUACUGCAAACUAUAUACACAGGCUUUUGUAAACUUCUUCUUAGAUAUAUAAUGUGUCCAAAAGUU
Molecule: messenger RNA, 1735 nt
Organism: Trifolium pratense (red clover)
Lineage: Eukaryota; Viridiplantae; Streptophyta; Magnoliopsida; Fabales; Fabaceae
Product: zinc finger protein 10-like
Exons: 1
Coding region: 478-1452 (324 amino acids)
Source: RefSeq, a predicted model, not a curated record